Messenger RNA from Scatophagus argus, 1789 nucleotides. RefSeq names its product derlin 1 (gene derl1). Bases 193 to 942 code for a protein of 249 amino acids. The transcript is spliced from 8 exons. Gene Ontology annotation, molecular function: misfolded protein binding; ubiquitin-specific protease binding. Gene Ontology annotation, biological process: endoplasmic reticulum unfolded protein response. Gene Ontology annotation, cellular component: Hrd1p ubiquitin ligase ERAD-L complex; endoplasmic reticulum membrane. Lineage: Eukaryota; Metazoa; Chordata; Actinopteri; Scatophagidae. The record is from RefSeq and is a predicted model, not a curated record.
UGUGACAGGCUCUGAUCUCACAAACGUAUGCAAAGCUAGCUCCCUCUGAUUAGCCACGUCAUGUAAACUUAGCAGUGGAACACUUCUGAUUUAAAUACAGCAAGGAUCGCAGUUUUGGUAGUAGUUCAUUUUUAAGGAGCCGGUCUAGUUUUGCGGAUAUAACAGUUAACUCGGCAGUAAUCGUAUGGGAAAAUGUCAGACAUUGGGGACUGGUUCAGAAGCAUCCCUUUGAUCACUCGGUUCUGGUUUGGUGCCUCAGUUGCUUUUCCCUUUAUUGGAGUACUAGGAUUAGUUGAUUUUAGGAACUUCUUGUUGUAUCCCGAGUUGGUCUUCAACAGAUUUCAUCUAUGGAGACCAGUGACAGCCACCUUUUAUUUCCCAACUGGCUUUGUGUAUCUAGUCAACCUCUAUAUCCUCUACCAGUACUCCACUCGGCUAGAGACAGGGGUGUUUGAUGGCAGACCAGCAGACUAUAUCUUCAUGCUCCUCUUCAACUGGAUCUGCAUUGUUAUAACUGGGCUGCUGAUGAACAUGCGGCUGCUGAUGAUCUCACUGAUCAUGUCCGUGGUCUACGUCUGGGCUCAGUUCAACAAAGACAUGAUUGUGAGCUACUGGUUCGAUAUGCGAUUCAAGGCACAUUAUCUACCAUGGGUCAUCCUGAUCUUCAACUUCAUUGUUAGAGGCUCUAUGGUGGACGAGCUGACGGGGAACCUGGUGGGUCAUCUCUACUACUUCCUGAUGUUCAAAUACCCCAUAGACCUGGGAGGUCGCUCCUUCCUGUCUACACCAGACAUCUUGUAUAAGUACUUCCCUAACCGGAGAGGGGGGGUGACAGGGUUUGGAACUCCUCCCAGCAGACCAGCUGCGCAGGAACAGGCGGGAGGAGGCAGGGGAGGAGGGCGUCACAACUGGGGCCAAGGCUACCGUUUGGGGGAUGAAUGAGCAGAGAUGUGAGCAGAGAGAGCUACGCCCACCCCCUCCCCUCUGCUCCCAGUAACAAAUGGCUGUACAGUUGAUUUUCAGGUUAAAAUGUUUGCUUUCUGACAUUUUUUCCUAUUUGAGGGAAAACCUUGUCUUGACAUUUAAUGCAUAUGGUUGUUUAGACUUAAAGGAUACAACAGGAGGAAAUCUGAGGAAGCAUGCAUUUCAACCAAAGACAGAGCAGCACAGGACUCUGGCUAUGGGCUCAAUUGACCAAGUAAAGCCAGUUCUAAUAUUACUACUACAGGUGAACGUGUCCAUGUGAAGCAGAUAGAAGAAAAUAUGAACUAACAGAGUUUUCUUUUUAUGUGAUGAUUUGUCUCCCCUCCCAUUUAUAUUUUACCUUUUUGUCCUCUUCUUUUCACUCCCUCCCAUCCACAUUCUCUCCGCACACUGCCAUUGGACUGUCAAGACAAGAGAUGUUGUAGCUGCACACCAGCACACUGUUGAUUUUGAUCCUUGUGUUCCCGUCCUGUCUCUGUGAUGUCAUAUCAGAUUACAUUGUAAUUACCAACGCACUGGGAGUGCGCUCUCAGCCAUCCCUCUGCUGAACAUGGGCAAGCUAUUUAGAAGGCACUGUUUCCAGGUCUGAAUUUACAUGUGUGUCAAAUGUUUUUUUAAGCCUCUAUGUGCAGACUUGAUCUUCUUCUGUUUAAAGAUCUGAUCUUAAUCAAAAUGAGGUAAAAACAGGAUUUUGCUUUUUUCUAAAUAUAAGUUGUUUAUUGAAAGGAUGAAUGAGUCUGAGUGUGUAAUUACUGUCCGUGUUUCCUUAAUGCAAUGCUUGGAUAAAUCAGUUUUAUUCUCUCGA